AUGAAUGUCAUUCCAUCCGUGUCUACUGAUCUAUUGCGUCAAGUAGAAUUAGCUGUUUUAGCUUGUGUAUCCACUGAUAGUGUUUGUCAAAAGAGUGGCUAUGAAUACAUCGAACAGUUAAAAUUGAAUCCACUGUAUAGUAUCCACAUAGGAUUUGAUUUAAUCGAAUAUAGUAACGAAGGGCUCGUGAAACACUUUGGAUUGCAAUGCAUUGAAGAAUCAAUUAAAUAUAAAUGGACAUCAUUUGACUCAACACAGAAAGUUAAUAUUAAAGAACGUUUAUGGCAAUUAAUGCUUCGUCUCGAACAACCACCUCAACAUUUGAAAGCUGCUCUUGUUCGAUGUGUAUGUGAGAUAGCCAAACGUGAAUGGCCUCAACAGUGGCCGUCAUUAUUAAAUGAACUCCAACAAUUAUCAUCUAAACCUGAGUAUGUUCUUCUGAUAUUAGCUUAUCUCGUUGAAGAUGUUAUCGUUCUACAAACAUUGACAUCACAACGAAAACGUGAUAUACAAACAACAUUAUUAGAACAAUCGGUUAAUUUAAUUGAAUUUUUUAAUAAUUUCAUUCCACCAUCUUCUGUUCUAUAUUCAUCGGAAUUGAUUCAGAAUGCAUUAUAUGCAUUGACGAUGUUUGCCACAUUUGUUCCUGUUGAAAAAUUUUUUACGUCAUCAAAUAUUGUGCAAAAAGUAACAAAUCUACUAUCCGACAGUUCUUAUCGUAUGAAAGCAGCUGAAUAUCUUAGUGUAUUGGCAAAUCGUCGAGGAAAACAGGAUGAACGUCAACCAUUACUACAUUUAUUCACAUAUCUACUACAAAAUGGCACAACAUUCAAUGAUAUAUUAAAAUUAAAAAUACCAAUAUCUACAGAUAACUAUGACUAUAUGAAACAGUAUACAGUUGUUAUUGGUGCUUUAUGUGAACAGUUAUGUUAUGUCUGUGGAAACAAUACUGAUAAAACAACAAUUCCUCUUCCAACAGAAUUUACAAAUGGAUCAUUUCUCAAUGUUGUACUGUCGAUAAUACAACAUCCCAGUUUAUAUGUUUCUUCUUAUGGUUAUCAGAUGUGGUUACAAUUGAUCAAAUCAACGAUAUUUAAUAAUGAUAAAUCAAAAUUAUUAGAAUCUAUUAUGCCUAUUCUUCUACGUUCAAUAUGUCAUUCAUUAGUCAGAUGUCCACUGAAUGAUGAACAAAAGCAAAUGAACGGUGAUAAUGGUGCACCAGUUGAUUCUGAUAGUGCAUCACUUGAACGCACUACUCGUAUUCAUUAUCUACAUCAUGAUUUUGAAGAUGAAGCUGAUUAUCAAAAGUUUUUUGCCAAAUAUCGUACAUUACUAAUACGUUCUGUUAAUAGUAUUUGCUGUUUGAAUGAUUAUUUAUCAGUUACUAUUCGCAUUGGCUUUGAUUAUAUUGACUAUUGCUUAAAAACGGCGACAAAUGAUAUACCAUCAUUUGAAGCUUUAACAUUGUAUUGGCAAAUAUUAGAAAAACACUUACGUUCAUUGAUCAUUAUUGAAAAAGAGAAUAGUCCAGUUCAAUUCAAUACAAAUCCAAAACUAUUAUCGAAUGAAGAUGAACAUGUAUUUUGUGAACGUGGACAAAAUUUAAUCAGACAACUGUUAACAGUAAAUGAUAACAAUAGUAAUAUUGAAAUAUAUUCCUAUUCAUUACGUUUGAUAACAUGUUUAUAUCCAUUCACAUGUGGUGAAAAACAGUUUACACAGCAUAUUCUGGAACAUUUAUUUCGUUCAAUAACAACUGAACGUCAAACAUUAAAAAUAACUCCAAAUCCAGUACAAAAACAAUCCGGUUGUUUUAUUGAUUUAUGUUUGAACUAUGGACAUUAUAUAUUUUGCUAUUUUAAUGAUUUAUUUAAGGUAACAAAUGAGCUGGUGCAACAAGCAAAUCAAAAUCAACAAUUACGUUUAUCAGGCUGGCAAUGGAGUACGCUAGUUGAAUGUCUAACAAUAUUAUUAAAUCAUUUUAAUAAUUAUCAACAACAGUCGAUCCUAAUUUCACAAUUAGUUCAACCCUUUACUGAAUUUUUAUCAGCGUUUAAUAAUACUGUUCAUGAUGUGCAAGCAUUUGUCAAUUAUAUUGGAUUUGAUAGUAUGAGGAUAGCAGCAGUUUCAAAUACUCAACGUUUUUUAUUUCUGAGUGUUCAUAUUUUGUGUGCUAUACUACGUCGAAUUCAACUACCCAAUGAAAAAUCGAACGUUGGCUAUCAAAUAACUAUAAAAGACGAAUUAUUUACGUUAAAUCCUGCCUCUCCAUGCUACAUUCGUUUAGUUCCAAUUUUAUUUAAAUUCUUAGUUUUAUGUCAUUCGUUACACGCUCAAAAUUCACCAUUAAAUCAAUCAAAAUUAAUAUUUUUAACAACAAUGACGGAUGCUGAAAAAGCGGUCUAUCUAAAACAAGAUGCACUCGAUUUGGAUGAUGAUGUAUCAUCGACAACAACAAUGUUAACUACGACGCCUAAAUUACAAGCAGAAGAUCGACGUUUACAUAAUCGUUUUUCAUCAUUUAUGGAUCGUUGUCAAAUACUGGUCGGAUGUUGUUUUAGUUUAAAACCAGAACUGUAUGAAUUAGAGAACGCAAACCUGUUAAUUAUGAAUACAUUGUUUUCAUACAUGGAUAUAUUGCCAGAUUUUCGUUUAAGAAAUUUGAUCAGAAGCUGUUUUUUACCUUUAGUAAGACAAUGUCCAAAAAUACAUAUGACAACUAUUCUUAUGCCAGUAUUAGAAACGUUGUGUCCAUUUAUGCGCCAAAUAUUAACAGAAAAAUGGAAAUUAAUAAUGAAUAGACAAAGUGGAUCUUCCCUGGGAGAGGAUAAUACCACUCAUGAUAAUGGAGAUCAGACGCAAGCAACUCAAAACAAAUGUGAAGAAGAAGUCAUCGAAGAACAAGUCAUCUGUUUUCUUACCCGUGAUUAUAUUGAUAUUUUAAAAACAUUUUUAUCACGUAAUAGUGUUUCAAAUAAUAUUGCCGUUCAAUCUGUCGAUGAAAUAUCGGACGAAAUGAUUGGUGAUAAUGGCGAUGGUUCUAAUCUUGAAUCUCAGUCAAUGUUACAAACACAAACAACGAAUCAUCGUAUUUCCGUUAAAUUUUCUAUCAGUGAAUUUGGUUUAGAUAUUCUUCAACAUUCGCCUGAUGUUUGUCAAUCAUGUUUGUUAAUUUUAUUUGACGGUCUUUCGUGGCCUGAUACAUCUUCUGUAAAUCGAAUGUUAUCAAUGUGUCAUACUCUAAUUCAACAUUUACCAAAAUUAAUUGGAGAUAAUAGUGAUGGAUUUUUACGAGAUUUAUUCAUACGUGUAUUAUCUUCAUUAAAAACACAUGGAGAUAAUGAGCCAAUUGCUUGUUCAAUUCUAACUUUAGCCAUAUUAAUGUAUGAAACAUUAUAUCAACAAAAAUUAUCGACAACACUCUACGACAAUGUCUUAUUAGAAAUUCCUACAAUAAAAAUUGAACAAGUGAAUGGAUAUCGUGAUAAAAUGAUUGUGAAUUUAAGUCAGAUGAAUAAACAAAUAAAAACGUUGAACGAAAAACAAAAACGAGACAUGUUAAAACAUAUUGUGCAACCGAUUAUGGGAAAAAAUGUUGGACAAAUGUUUAAAAAAGAACCAUUGGCAUUAACAAAUUUACCACAACUAUUAAGAUUUUCAAAACGUUGUGCACCAAUAGUAAAUCAAACAAAAUUAAACGAAGAAGAUCAUGGUCUUUUGCAAUUAUUCAGCAAUCCAUAA
Molecule: messenger RNA, 3741 nt
Organism: Didymodactylos carnosus
Lineage: Eukaryota; Metazoa; Rotifera; Eurotatoria; Philodinida; Philodinidae
Source: the annotation of a GenBank genome assembly